Fraxinus pennsylvanica is the source of this 765-nucleotide messenger RNA. Lineage: Eukaryota; Viridiplantae; Streptophyta; Magnoliopsida; Lamiales; Oleaceae. The record is from the annotation of a GenBank genome assembly.
AUGGCGUCGAGCCUGCCGUGGCACCCUUUAAUACCCUCAAAAACUCAACGCUUCCAUCACUAUCGCAAAACCCUUAAACCUAAUUUCGUUCCUAUUCGCCACGCGGAUUGUAUUACGGCCUUCAGGCGCAGCGACUUUGAUGGAUUCACCAAGCGUGUGACCUCCGGCGAGGCCUGGAGAGACGUGUGGAGGAGUGCUAAUGAUGGGUUUGAGCAGCUCGUGUACGAGAGCAAGAAGACAGCUGAGCGUAUUAACAGGAGGUAUGCUGUCUCGGAUAGAUUCUCGGAGGUGACAAAUUCUGCAGCAGGCCGUGCCCGUGAACUCGACCGCGAGUUCGGAAUUACGCAGCGGUGGCGGACUUUCUCUCUUGAUUUUAGUAGAAAUUGGCCGAGGUACAGGAGGCAGUUCAGUGAUUUUCUUGAUUCGCCAUUGGGAAGAAGUUUUUCUACAAUCUUCUUCGUUUGGUUUGCUCUGUCAGGAUGGCUAUUCCGUGUUCUGAUAUUCGCCAUGUGUGUACUUCCAUUUGCUGGUCCUCUUCUAAUUGGGGCUGUGGCCAACAAUCUUGUUAUUAAGGGAGAAUGCCCGGCGUGUAGGAGGCAGUUUGUUGGAUACAAGAGCCAAACUGUUUGUUGUGCAAGUUGUGGAAACAUUGUAUGGCAGCCAAAAGGUGACUUCUUUUCAAAAGGCAGCCGAGGGGCUGUGUAUCUCAAAGAGAUUAAAAAUUGUCGAUAUCCAGAUUCUCGCUUGCAUCGUGUCUUCAAAUAG